ACACACUUUUUUUGUGCAGCUAUCUAUUAGGAGUUCUAGACUACAAUCUACUGGGAUUUUUUUAAAAAGGAUGUAUAUUCACUAAUGUUUCGUAAUGAUUGCAAAUGCUGAAACUGGACACCUGAAGUGGAUACUUUUAUGACUCUUUGCUCAUUCUCCUCCCUUCACGUUCUCUGCCCACAACAAAACGUCGCCAAAUUCCUUUAGUUUUUGGCUCUCUGCGUUGAGACAUUUUUAAGGAACAACAAGUUGUAUUGACUAAACAGGUGAAAAUCAAUAGAUAUAACCCUCUAAAGAACGAAGUGUAAGGAGGGGAAAAUAUGAAGACAAUUCAUCUCGAUGGAUGAAAAAUUGUGAAAAGGAUAACGAAGACGAGGAGUGUGCGUAACGGGACAGCACUGAGGAAAACAAGAUUUAAAGUCAAAGAAAACUAUGGAAAUUUAUUAUUUUUGACUUGUUGAACAGCAAGGCAUAAUUUACAAACACAUUCCACCAAAAAGUAAGUACCUUGAGAAUGAAUGGAGAAAAAGAAAAAGAGCGGGAGAGAGGAGAUGAAAAAGAAAGUGAUGAGACAGAGGAGGAUGCAGAGGGGGCAGCCUUAUUAUGGCAAGAGGGAUACCCUGAUGAUGACCUGGGCUUACCCAUCAUGCACUGGGAGGAUCUGAGUCUCCGUAUUGCCGAACUUGAGAAGCAACAAGAGGAGCGAAGACAGAGGGAAAAGGACUUAGACAGGUUGACAGUAGACUGGCCAGAAAUCAGAGGGCUGAGCAGUCACAGAGGAACCUAUGAGGACAUGGAGGACGAUUGCAACAGUCGUCUGACUGCUCUGACAACAAGGCUUCAGAGCCAGAUGAAUCUACAGCUUUGCUUCAUCAACAACAGUGAAAGUGAAGAGGAAGAAGAGGAAAUGGAGGCAAAGAACGAGGUGGCAAAACAGUCCAGUAAGAGUGGCAGCAAUCAGAGGUUAGAGAAAGAACAUGGUUCAAGCUCUGCAUCGACUAAGAAAACCAAAUCAAGAGGGUUCAAGAAUGAUGUCAGAGCUGCACUGAGUGUACUCAGACAUAAAUUGAGAUUGGAGCACAAACAGACUAUACCUCCCAGUGAGGCUGUCAGAGAAAGGAAGCACUAUGAACAAAAUGACUUGAAGAAUUUCAGCUUGAAGAAGUUGAAAGCGCUGAGGACCUCACUAAGCAAAGACAUUCAUGGUAAGCCUAAAGACCUCAGUUCAGAGCUGGUGGGUCGACUUCUCACAAGGGACCAGCUGAGAACAGAGCAAGACGCCAUGCUGCUGGAGGUACAAGAUGUGACAUCACUCUGAUGAGUCAAAAAAAAAGUAUUUCCACUAAGGAACAAAAUGAAGGGACCCUUCCUUUACAAGACUGUCCGUGAGCUGCCUGAACUAAUUGACUUUACUGUGAAAAGCUACAGCACUCCUUCAUCACUUGAAAAAGACUUUU
Molecule: messenger RNA, 1457 nt
Organism: Sinocyclocheilus grahami
Lineage: Eukaryota; Metazoa; Chordata; Actinopteri; Cypriniformes; Cyprinidae
Product: schwannomin-interacting protein 1-like
Exons: 7
Coding region: 515-1318 (267 amino acids)
Biological process (GO): positive regulation of hippo signaling
Cellular component (GO): cell junction; plasma membrane
Source: RefSeq, a predicted model, not a curated record